ACUAACAUCGUCUGUCUGUCUUCUUUUAGGUAAAUGUCUUAACCAGUAUGCGUUGUCAUUUUGUUUUCUAAACCACACACUCACCCACUCUGUGUCCCCAACACUGUGUUUGUCAAGUUCUGAGUUUAUUGCUAGGAGCUCGGUGACGUCACAAACGGCAGAAAAACACUCGCGAGGGCAAUGCUUCCCCCUCCCAUCUUCACCAUACCUAAGAAGCAGCCAACACCGGACGCCACCAACUGACGCAAAAACAUUCAAGCAGAAACCACAUCAGUGGCGGGUUUAAUGCACACUUGCUCACAUGCACAGCUGACACGUCUCAUCUGCUCGAGUGGGACAGGGGAGGUUUGCUGUUAACCCGCGUUUGCUGCUGCACGGCCAGAGGAGGAGUGUUUGUGCAUCAGUCUGCUGCGGAGCUGCAGGAGCAUGUGGCCACUCCAGGCUUCGACCUCUCACCUCCAACCCCGCUGAUCGUUUAGGGGGAGACCAACAAGGUGUUCAGUGUGAGAGUGACGGGAUGAAGGUUUGAUCAAGGUCAUCGAGUUAUGCCACCUGUGUCAGCGUGAGAGAGGAAAUGACUCUGAAUGUGUCUGUAGUGGGGGAGUCCCUGCUCAACUCCUCACAGUGUGGACACAACAUGACCAGCUGGAACCAGCGCAUGGAGCAGAUGUACACCUACUUCUACCUGCUGCUCUUCAUCCCCGGGCUGCUGCUCAACACCACCGCUCUCUGGGUCCUCUGCAGACACAUUAGUAAGAAGACCAAGGCGGUGAUCUUCAUGAUAAACCUGGCAUUAGCGGACCUGGCCCACAUCCUCUCUCUGCCCCUCAGGAUCUAUUAUUACUUCACACACGCCUGGCCCUUUGGACCUGGCGUCUGCUUGUUCUGCUUCUACCUCAAAUACCUCAACAUGUAUGCCGCCAUAGUGUUCCUGGUGUGUAUCAGCAUGCAGAGGUGUGUCUUCCUACUCAACCCGUUCUCCGCACGCCUGUGGAGGCGGCGUUACGACCUGGCGAUCAGCUUCAUAGUUUGGGUGGUGGUCGGCCUGGCCUGCUCGCCUUUUAUACUGAUGCGGAGCAGCACCUCCACCAGUCCUGGUUCUACCCAGCAUCCCUUAAGUUACGUCACGACUGAUGCACCAUCUGUGACUGCGAGCCUCGGCAGCGACUCCAGAACCAGCUGUUUUAAGGACUUGCCCACGCGUCGUGUGCCGGUCUCUCUAGCGGUCACCAUGAUAGCUCUCGCUGAGCUGUUUGGCUUUCUCAUUCCUUUGGCCUGCAUCAGUUACAGCUCCAUCCGCAUCGCCUGCUCUCUCAGCAAAAUACAGACCCAGGAUCAGCAAAACUCGAAUGAGUUCAACACAUCAGCGCGCAGCCGACUCCAGUCAUCCACCAGCAUGUGUCAGGCGGACAAAUAUCAUGCAAAGCAGACAAACGCCGAGAAGCGGCGCGCUCUGCGGAUGGUGUUGAGCUGCUCUGCCCUCUUCUUGAUCUGCUUCACCCCCUACCACCUUAACUUCCUGCUCUACAUGAUGGUGUCGCAGAAUUUCGUGUCAAACUGUGCGACACAACUGGCUGUGCUUCAGUUCCACCCAGUGUCCCUGUGCCUGGCGAGCAUGAGCUGCUGCCUCAACCCUCUGCUUUAUUACUUUCUGACAGCCGAGUUCAGGAUGCACCUCACCAGGCGCACCUCCUCCUUCACCGCCUCGCUCCUCUCCUCCCCGAUCAGCUCCCCGACCCAGCGCCCUGCGCAGCAGAGAAUGGUGAGCAUGGAGAGUAGCUGCUCGGACAGGGAGUAGCUUUAUUGGCAGGCGCCACCGCUGUUUUCACGAUUAUGCAACGGGGCUGGUCACAAGAUGGUCUUGGUUCAGAGGUUAAGUUGUUUUUCCCUCAAAUAUUGAAGCAGAUAAGCAUGACAGAUUGAGAUUGCAAAUAGACUGACCUGAUCCAAGUUGGACAAAGAGAUGAUUUCACAAGUUGCAGCUGUCCGAACACAAACUGACCUGAAGAACUUUGAGCUCAAUGUGAAGAAUUUCCCAGGGGACAUCACUUGUGAACCAGCAGAUCUUCAAUCACUUACAGAAAUGGUGUCUGUGUUUCAUAAUAUCCAUGUGAUUAUCAUCACAGUGGCCUUGUGUACAUAAGCUACAGGCUUGUUGUUUAUUUUCAUAUGUCAUAAAUAUCGAUUCAAAUGCAUGUUAAAUGUUGCGUGAAUAAAAGAGCUGUCUGUCACCGCUGG
Molecule: messenger RNA, 2238 nt
Organism: Anoplopoma fimbria (sablefish)
Lineage: Eukaryota; Metazoa; Chordata; Actinopteri; Perciformes; Anoplopomatidae
Gene: p2ry10
Product: P2Y receptor family member 10
Exons: 4
Coding region: 575-1798 (407 amino acids)
Biological process (GO): phospholipase C-activating G protein-coupled receptor signaling pathway; positive regulation of Rho protein signal transduction
Cellular component (GO): membrane
Molecular function (GO): G protein-coupled receptor activity
Source: RefSeq, a predicted model, not a curated record